This is a messenger RNA of Aspergillus bombycis, 909 nucleotides long. RefSeq lists its product as uncharacterized. The transcript has a single exon. The coding region runs from base 1 to 909 and encodes 302 amino acids. NCBI's taxonomy places the organism in Eukaryota, Fungi, Ascomycota, Eurotiomycetes, Eurotiales, Aspergillaceae. The record is from RefSeq and is a predicted model, not a curated record.
AUGCUUCUACAGGAUGUUAGUGCGAACAAAGGGUACGCCAGCUAUCCCCGAUACAGCGUUGACCUUCCUAGGCGCUUACAGUUGCUCAGUCCAUAUGACAAGUACCUAUAUUUUCAGGCGCAGGCUCCCGCUAUCAUGCUGGUAUCCCUGGCACCUCGAUUGGAGUCCCUAGCCUUCCACUCACUAGGGUUGCAACAUCCCUUAAAGACAUAUAUGUUCCAAAACUUCCUGCAGCGAGCCAUUGCUGAGAAGCGCGAUGUGCCUGGCUUGCUUAAUCUCCGCUCAGUGAUAUUUCUCUCUGAUAUAGGCGAGUUAUGGGAUGACAACAGACUCUAUUGGGAUUAUGAGGUUCACGACUGCCUUCAUCUCGUCUGGGAACUCCCCGCCAUUGAAUCUGUUCGCUUCGAUGCUGUUCAGCCGAGCCUCGAUGUAGGAAUGUUGCCCCCACCGCGCUCAGCUAACUACACGGAUAUAAUGCUUUACCACUGUAUUGUGCAAAGGCCCGAGGAGUUGGAUAUCAUUAUCCAGUCAGCCAAGCGACUAAAGAGGUUUGCAUUUACGGUCGGUGGACGCUCCGAACUAGGUGGCGAUGUAACAAUGGUCAGCUCAAUAUACACCUUGGAGUUUUUACUUACUCACCGGCACACAUUGGAAGAGCUGGAUCUUGACAUCCAGGGCCAUGUGUGGUUCCGCGAAAUGUUUGAAGAGGAUCGCGACGCGUUUUGGAGCGACCUAUAUGAUGAUGAAGACGAAGAGCUUGAGAAGUGGGAGACCCAAAAGAAAGAAGUCCUGGGCGUAGAAUCACCGGCUCCGGAGUGUGCACUCCGCAGCUUUCCCAAUCUCAAGCAUCUUAGCAUCGGCACCAUGUUCUCUACUGCUACGCUCGCGGCUUUGGUGGCGGUCGGCUAA